Symbiodinium pilosum is the source of this 2067-nucleotide messenger RNA. The record is from the annotation of a GenBank genome assembly. Lineage: Eukaryota; Dinophyceae; Suessiales; Symbiodiniaceae.
CGCAUCCUACAUGGGCCGAUGGGGCCCCAACCCGGUUUCCACGGGUUCCAUGCUGGCCCUCGUGUGCAAGCGCUUCCUACUCCGGCGCCGCUUCCUGGCGCAGUGCCAAGCUUGAAGCUUGGUGCGCCAGGGAGUGUUCACUUUGGAGGUCCCUUGGCAAGUGCAGGGGGGUGCCGCAGUACCCAGCCGUUCCAGUGGCAGAUGGGCCAGACGGGAGCAUGCUGUCCUUAUUGCGGAAACAUCUAUGCAGCGGACUCUCGCUUCUGCCGCAAGUGUGGUCGUCCUCGGCAGGCCCAUGGGGAAGUUCAGCGGCAAUCUUCCGCGCCCAACUUCCUCCAGGUGCCGGGCAGCUUUACGCCCGUGUCGCCGAUGUCUGCUUCCGGAAUUUCAGCCUCGACGUGCUCCAGGAGGGAGGUGGUGCGACAAGCAUCUGCUCCUUCUUCCAUGCUUCCCAUGCCAGCUGUACCACAGGUAAGGGAGAUCGUUGAGGUCACCUCUGCAGCAUCGACCACCCUUGCAGAGGACUCUGGCCGGGAUUCCCUGAGGCAAAUGCAGUUGGUGAUCCGAGAGAAACCCGAGAUCCAAUCUGUGGAGAAGGUCGUGGAGGUCCCUUGCGUGUCAGUGUCGGACAGCACGGUUGAGGUGCCUGUAUCUUUGGUGCACGAGAAGGUUGUGGAGGUGCCCGAAGUUCAAAAAGUGGAGGUUGUAAAGCAGGUUCCGAAGGUCCAGUACGAAGAGCGGUUCCUACAGGUUGAGAAGCUGGUGACGGAGGGCCAAACUCAGGUGGUUGAGGUCCCCGCUGAAAUCCUGCAGGAGCGACUGGUCGAGGUGGCGCAGCCCCAGGCUGUGGAUGUUGUGCGAGAGGUGGCCAAAAUCCAGACGAAAACCCUUGCAAAGCAAUUUGCAAAGCCCGUCGUGCAAUGGAAAGAGAGUAUCCGAGAGGUGCCGCAGACCACCAUCCGGGAGCAAAUCCAGGAGGUGCCGGAGGCCAGGGUUGUGGAAGUCCUACGGGAGGUCCAAAAAGCCGUGCCAGAGAUCCGGCAAGUUGAUAAGCCUGUGGAGAUUCCAGCGAUCCAGCUGAGGGAAAGGAUAGUUGAGGUGCCCAGCAUCGAGAUCCACGAGACAGCUAAGGAGGUGGCCAAAGUUGAAGUGCGCGAAGUCCUACGACAGGUUCCCAAAGUGGAGGUGCAAUUUGUGGAGAAGAGGGUCCCUAAAGCUGUGUUCCAAUAUGUUGAGAAGACCAUUGAAGUGCCGCAAGUGGUCUACGAAGAGCGGAUUGUCGAAGUUCCGGAGAUCGAAGUGAAGGAGCUCAUUCGACAAGUGCCUGUGCCUGUGGUUCAAUACGUGGACAAGCAUGUGCCAAAGUGCACCCUGCGGGCGGUUGAGAAGGUGCUCCAAGUUCCUGAGGUCUUGCAUCAGGAGCGGGUCGUGGAAAUACCGCAGGCCGUGGCGGUUGACGUGGAAGUCCGAGUGCCUAAGGUCAGCUACACCGAAAUUGCCAAGGAGUUCCCCAUAGUCUCCCUGGAGGCGCGUGAGAAGGCUGUGGAGGUGCCUCUGGUGCUCCGAGAGGAGCGGCUGGUAGAGGUGCCAACGGUCCAAACCGUUCCUCUGGUCAGACAGACGCUGCUCCCGACGACGAAGGCAGUGGAGAAGCCUGUAGCCUGCAUGGACUUGUGCGUCGAGGAGCACACGCGCCAGGUGCCCUUGGUCCUCAUGGAGGAGUCGGUCUCAGAGCUGCCACAGCAACAGUUGGUCGAGGUAACGCGACAGGAGCUGCAACCUGUCGUGGAAGAGGUGGUCAAAGAGGUGCCGAGAUAUCGGGUGGAGUACGUCGAGAAGGUUGUGGAGGUGCAGAGCCAGGUGCUUCAGGAAGGAGCUUCUGUCGAAGCUCCCAAGGGACGAGCGGUCGCUGUGUCCACCAUCGCUGCAUUGAAAGCUGCCGCCAGCUCGCCAACGCGGCUUGCGAAGCAGGAUGCUCUUUGUCCCGCUUGCGGGCGCGCGCGUGUGGAUGGGUCCCGGUUCUGCCAUGCUUGUGGACACCGUUACGAUGCCCCGAUCGGGUCGUGA